UUCGCCUUACAAGGCUGCGCCGAAGCUCCCCCUCCUCCUCGUUGUAGGUGGCAGGGGGCGGAGCUCCUCGCUCGGAGGUUUUGGGACCCUGCCUAGCUCUUCCCUCCUAGAACCGAGCACUGCGGCCGUAGCUGGUCCUGCGCUCCCGGUCCAAGCCGCCGCCGCCGCCUCCUCCCUCUCUGUCGCGUGCCAAGCAGCUGCAGAAAGGCCGCGCUUUGCAGCUUCCAUGUGUGCCCGGGCCGGAUCGGCGCAGGCAGCUUCCAUCAGGGAUGAAGAAGUAACAAGAAGGAAUUUCAACUGUGCCAUACCAGGAAUCUUAAUGAUAAAAGUGACGGCACUUAUGGAAGAUUCCCUUGGACUCCAAGGUGCCUGGGACUGAGGAACUACCCACAGUUCUCCAAAACCACUAUAUCAGGUGGCAGAUUUUAUUCCAAGUUCCUUUGGAUCAUCAUGACUGGGAAAAUGGCCUCUAGCCUUACUUGUACUGGAGUGAUCUGGGCCUUGCUUUCCUUCCUUUGUGCUGGAGUCUCCUGUGUGGGCUUCUUCAUGCCUUAUUGGCUACUGGGUUCUCAGCUGGGGAAAUCAGUAUCUUUUGGCACUUUCCGGAGAUGUUCCUAUCCUGUUCGAGAUGAGAGCCGCCAGAUUACAGUAAUGGUGGAGCAGUGUGGACGCUACGCAUCCUUCCAGGCCAUUCCAAGUGUAGAAUGGCAGAUCUGCACAGUGGUGACCGGUCUGGGCUGUGGCCUCCUUCUUCUGGUGGCCCUCACUGCACUUAUGGGAUGCUGUGUGUAUGAGCUGAUCUCCAGGACUGUGGGCAGGGUGGCUGGAGGCAUCCAAUUCUUGGGAGGUUUAUUGAUUGGUUCUGGGUGCGCUCUCUAUCCUCUGGGCUGGGACAGUGAAGAAGUCAGACAAGCCUGUGGCAACCUUUCGAACCAGUUUGAACUAGGCACCUGUGAAAUUGGCUGGGCGUACUACUGUACAGGAGGAGGAGCUGCAGCGGCAAUAUUGAUAUGCACUUGGCUGGCCUGUUUCUCUGGCAAGAAACAAAAACAAUAUCCUUAUUAAAGCCAGGAAAAAAACCAGAACAAAAUGAACCAGUUUUUGGGGCGGGGUGGGGGUGGGGGGAACAGUUCAUAUGUUUUUUGAGAAGAUGCAUUAACUCUUAAUUGGAGCCAGGUAAAUGCAAACAAGAGUCAGUGAAGUUGGAACUGAUGUGUGACAUUGUGAAUAGAAGGAGGCUCUCUGUGUCUUAAGAAGAAUCUCAAACCGAGAAUCGUAGGGGCUAGGCACUAAUUGCAUUCUUCCUAGCGGGUUAUGGGCAUAGUCCAACAACAAGAAGUCUCCUGUCAUGAAGGGUGGGGAGAAGUGAUGGAAUUUUAGCACGCCUUCAGUUGAAAAGAGUUAAAGAACACUGUCUUUGAACACAAGGAUUUGGCCUUAGAAAGGUUUCUCUGCUGUGUCAGCAAAUAGGGAAGAAAGGGAAUAUUUCUUCCCCAUUCUGUAACCUGCUUAACUGUGAGCAAGUGCCAAUUUUCCUAAAGUGUGGUUAUCACUUACAUGUAUAUAGGGAGCCCUGUUUUCAGGCCUUAACAUAGUUUGCCUUUAAAGGCAUCACCGGCUGGUGGACUGGUCCCCUGUGGAGUAUGAUUUGUUGAUUUAAUCCAAAAGAGGCAGGGGCCUUCUUUGUGAGCACAGCUUCCAACAUUUGCACAGACACUUUUCCUUCAAACACACACAACAAAUGGUAGCCUCAUGGAUCAGUUUUUUU
Messenger RNA from Python bivittatus (Burmese python), 1768 nucleotides. It is a transcript of the gene LHFPL6, whose product is annotated as LHFPL tetraspan subfamily member 6. The record is from RefSeq and is a predicted model, not a curated record. Lineage: Eukaryota; Metazoa; Chordata; Lepidosauria; Squamata; Pythonidae. Gene Ontology annotation, cellular component: membrane.